Messenger RNA from Leptosia nina, 306 nucleotides. The record is from the annotation of a GenBank genome assembly. NCBI's taxonomy places the organism in Eukaryota, Metazoa, Arthropoda, Insecta, Lepidoptera, Pieridae.
AUGAAUAGCUGCGUGAAAAUCGCAUUAUUAAUAUGCGCGUGUAUAGCGUUAACGUCAGCCCAAUACAAUUUUGGAUUUGCCGGUGGUUAUUUGGGUAGUUUUGGUGGCGCCGGUUUCAAUGGCUUAUCGGCGAGGGAUCCUAGAGCUAACACAGGUCCCGUUGUAUUCCCACCAUCACCACCCGGUGAUCCAUCUCAAACGAGCGGCGUUGUUCCCGGUGCCUCAGGUUAUGGUUUCCAACCUCCAGGCUCGCAAGGUCCCGUCUACCCUCGUUACUUCUACGGCCGAUACUUUUCAAGAAGAUAA